Hypoxylon trugodes is the source of this 1430-nucleotide messenger RNA. RefSeq lists its product as uncharacterized. The transcript is spliced from 3 exons. The record is from RefSeq and is a predicted model, not a curated record. Bases 373 to 1302 code for a protein of 309 amino acids. Lineage: Eukaryota; Fungi; Ascomycota; Sordariomycetes; Xylariales; Hypoxylaceae.
ACAAACCAAUGAAAGCUAGUUUUGUGUCUAGGGAGCCGCUUUAAUAACUAGGUAGGAUUACACGAAAUGCAUCUUCCCGAGAAGCUUUGAGUAUGACAAGCAUUUGGCAUGUAUUUCGACCUCUAGAUUAACUACCCAGGCAUAUAAGUUAACAGACAUAGAAUUAUAGCGCGGAGGAUGAUUAGAAGAAAUCCUAACAUUAAGGGAUACUUAAAACAUUACAGAAAAUAUAAUAUACUCCUCUCUUGCCUACUAAGUCUUUCAUACUCCAUAAAUACAUGAGAAUAUAUUUUCCUGCUUGCUAUUCUUAACGUACUUUUAUCGUCUCUCAAUAAGGCUUUGCUACAAUACAAACAUAUCGGCGCACAAGAAAUGGCAGGCUUUACAAGGUUAAUCGUUAGAACUCUCAAAAUCUCUAGCAUAUGCUUGAUCUUCGUCGACUCUCUUGUCAACAGUAUUGCUCGACCCAUCGCUAUCUGUGAGCACUUUAUUGAUAAUAUCGCGCUCUCCAAGAAACUCGAUGUGCUUAAUAUAUUGAUCUUCAUUGCGUGCUUAAUACUGUAUUUCAGAAUCUCUUCCCCAGCCCGGGGGAGAGGACGCACACUUCCUGAGCAACAACGGAUUAUCACAUGCGUUAAAUAUCGGCAUGUUUUUGGACAGUUACCAGAUAGGGGUUCUGGGAUGCAUAAUGCUCCAUUGAGUUCUGACGGCUAUAGUGCUGCCUGGAAGAAGACGUUAAGGAUUGCUACGGAAUGUGUGAUUCAAACUAUGAUUGUACACUAUAUCGACCCAUCACCAAUCACACCAAGUGCGACAUCUUCCCUCCAGCCAUUAUUGCAAUAUGAUUUUGAAAUGUGGGUGAAACAAUCAGGAUCGUUGCGAGCGGCAAAGAAACAUAUGGCUCGGUAUAGGCCGGAGUUGGGAGAAUCAACCCGCGCAACGAAGAACGAGUGGACAGCAGAACAGCGCAUCGAGGACAUCCUCGCGAUUCUCCAGAGCAAAACCUCACGCCAGGCAAGGGCAAACAAGCCUACCGAGACUAAAACAACUGGAAAUUUUAGCCUUGCUGAAUAUUUUAAACCUAACUACAGUGAAUGGCCAAGCUUUCAACGUGGGUAUGGCUUGUACCACGAACUGAGUGGAAACAUUCAUGCCUACUGCAAAUUUCAUGAUGUCCAGGAAGAUAUAUUUUGGAAAUCGGAUGGGCAUUAUUUCGAUUGGCUUACACCAAAGGACGACGAGAUUAACCAUGACACCGGGAAAGUGGAUUGGCCCCCUAUUCCGGAGAAACAGAGGUCUUAGGCCAUAACACGGUUAAGGGAGCUCGCCAAAAGAUGGAGAGGACGAGACUGGUUAAUUUUCGUCCAUGUAUUUACAUCGGCAUGUGAGAUAUACCAUAGAUGGUGACUAUAUGGUUAUCCUAUUGGUUC